Messenger RNA from Laccaria bicolor S238N-H82, 225 nucleotides. RefSeq lists its product as uncharacterized. The record is from RefSeq and is a predicted model, not a curated record. The transcript is spliced from 2 exons. The coding region runs from base 1 to 225 and encodes 74 amino acids. NCBI's taxonomy places the organism in Eukaryota, Fungi, Basidiomycota, Agaricomycetes, Agaricales, Hydnangiaceae.
AUGACUCCAUCUUCUCCAGUCAUCUCUGCUUCUGGAUGCACGAUCCUUACAGGCAACGAUGAAGUUAGCCUGUAUCUUCGUGAAGAACUUGACACGAACGCUGCACUGGCAUGGUGGCAUCGACAUCAAGACCAAACAACAUUCCCUCUUCUCUCGCAAGCAGCAUUACAGCACGACAUUCGACUGUCUACCGUACCACUGUGUGUACACAACUCUGGCAUCUGA